Molecule: messenger RNA, 1147 nt
Organism: Ciona intestinalis (vase tunicate)
Lineage: Eukaryota; Metazoa; Chordata; Ascidiacea; Phlebobranchia; Cionidae
Source: RefSeq, a predicted model, not a curated record
UCUCUCGUUCGCCAAACAGUCGAGAAAAAGUGGAUCGGCUAGACAGGAGACAGCAGACAAAACGACUUUCUCGUUAAGCUCGGAAUUAGGUAACAGCUAUAAUCAACAAAUUCUGAACCCAAAUGUGAAAGUGCUUCAAAAUAAGAUAUUUUUAAAUGAAAUGCAUUUUCUCUUUAAACAGCACAAUCAUGUUGUUCUAAAAUAACACAAAAAAUUUCAAAAUUGCGCAAUUAAAAUUAUACUUUGUUUAUUUAUACAACAAUUUGUUUUGUAGAAUAUAUUUCCUAUCUUGAAGCAACUUUUAACAUUUUGUACGCUGAUAUAAAAACUCCAUCCGGGCAUAGAUUAGACAUCUUACCGAGCGCAUUCGUCCCCUUUCUUUUGAAUGAUAUAGGAUCUCUAUGACAAAAGCAACGUCACGCUGGAAAAUUUAUUGUUCGUUCCUUUUCGUCAGAAUCUUCCAAGAUGAGUAAGGUAUCACGUGAUACACUCUACGAGUGCGUAGAAAACAUCCUUAAAGGUUCAAAAACCAAACAGAGGAAGUUUCUUGAAUCUGUGGAGCUUCAAAUCUCCUUGAAGAACUACGAUCCACAGAAGGACAAGCGUUUCUCUGGAACAGUCAAGUUGCCAAACUUGCCACGAAAUAAGUUCCGCAUCUGUGUGUUGGGAGAUGCUCAACAUUGUGAUGAAGCAAACGCAAACAACAUCGCUUGCAUGAAUGUAGAGUCGUUGAAGAAGCUCAACAAGGAUAAGAAACUCAUCAAAAAGCUCGCAAAGAAAUAUGAUGCUUUCCUUGCUUCUGAAUCGCUCAUUAAACAAAUUCCAAGAUUGCUUGGACCUGGUCUCAACAAAGCAGGAAAGUUUCCCUCCCUUGUGACACACCAGGAAUCUUUGGCAUCGAAGAUCCAUGAUGUGAAAUCCACCAUCAAGUUCCAGAUGAAGAAAGUUCUUUGUUUAGCUGUUGCCAUCGGUAACGUGAACAUGACGGAAGAUGAACUUGUUCAAAACUUGAAUCUCGCCAUUAACUUCUUGGUCUCCCUGCUAAAGAAGAACUGGCAAAACGUUCGUUCCCUGUACGUGAAAAGCACAAUGGGACGUCCACAACGCUUGUACUAAUUGCAAGCAACAAUAAAUUUGCUGAUUACUA